GCGCAGUCAGUGUGCCACAAGACUGUUAGCACGCUGAGCUAAACCCAAACCAUUAGGCUAUUCAUCAGUGUAGUUCACGGAACCAUCUCUUCUACACUUGUGUGUGUGUGUAUAUAUCCGUAUUAUUUCGUUACGCAGAAACUGUCUGAUUGACCAUAUUAGGUGUGGUAUCUAGCACGCACACACAUACACACAAUACCUAUCCGGCGCAGGAGGCAAGCGGCGCGGCUGAUGCGUUUCGCGCAUUCCCUGAAGCUUGCGCUCACACAGUGAAAUGGGUGAGAGCGAUAGAGACAGAGGAAAACUAGAGAGCGAUUUAGGGGAUCGAUAGCCUGCCAUUGGUUAGCUCUGUUAGCCGUGGGACCCACCGGGCAAGCAGACUGACAUCCCGUGUAAAAAGGAGAACCAGCGCUCAGAAGCUGUUCAGGCUACUGAGUGCGAGCUGCUGAUGUCUCGGUCUUCCCCGCCCUAGACCGGGUCAGAAGCUGUUCUAACGGGGACAGUCUACGAUCAGAUGAUCAGGACCGGAGCCGUUCUCUGUGAUUCCUCAUCGGUGUUUACUCCUCGCCUCCCGCCACCGAGACCUCUUCCUUAUUCUUUCCGCUGACAACAACCCUCCUUAUAUCUACCAUCUGCACAGGACGGACUGUAAGCAAGCACAGAAGGCACCGACUGUCGUUUGUCAGUAACCGAUCUGGUUUUGCGCGAUCAGGUUCGGUACCGGACUGUGACCUAUAGACUAUUAGGGACGAAGAUGGGUGUUUUUAACAGUGUGUGUGUGUGUGUGUGUGUGUGUGUGUGUGACGUGUGUACUUUUCAGAGUCUGAGUGGUUGAAUGGAUUCUUGGUAUGUAGGAUCAUCCAUCUAAUAUGGUGACUAGUUAGAACUAACAGACUUACAGACAGACAGACCAUCUGCACACACGCCACCAUGCCAGUGUUCCAUGGGUUGCUGAAGGUGCGUGUGUGUGAGGCGGUGGAUUUGAAGCCCACCCCCUGGGCACUCCGCCAUGCGGGGGGGAAGAACUCUUCCUCAUUCCUCCUGGAUCCCUACCUCACCCUCAACCUGGACCAGACGCACCUGGGACAGACCUGCACCAAGAACAGGACCAACUCCCCGGCAUGGAACCAUGACUUUACAGCCCAGAUGACGGGGGGGAGGAAAUUGGAGAUGUCAGUGUUCCAUGAUGCACCAAUCGGAUAUGACGACUUUGUGGCUAACUGCACCAUACAGCUGGAGGACAUUCUGCAGAACAGCAGCACACACUACCAGGCCUGGGUUGAUUUAGAACCAGAGGGGAAGGUCUAUGUAAUUAUCGAUUUGUCAGAAACUUCUACUGAAGCCUCAGCUGCCAAUGAGAAUGAGGAGCGUGUGUUCCGAGAGCGGAUUGGUCCUCGGCGGCGGCAGGGGGCCGUCCGGAGGCGUGUCCACCAGGUUAACGGACACAAGUUCAUGGCCACGUAUCUACGGCAACCUACCUACUGCUCACACUGCCGAGACUUUAUCUGGGGAGUGCUGGGAAAGCAGGGCUAUCAAUGCCAGAUGUGCACGUGCGUGGUCCACAAGCGCUGCCAUGAGCAUAUCAUCACCAAGUGUGCCGGGAUGAAGAAGCAGGAGGAUACACCCGAGGAGGUUGGUGGCCAGAGGUUUAGUGUCAACAUGCCUCAUAAGUUCAGAAACCACAACUACAAGGCCCCUACCUUCUGUGACCAUUGUGGAUCUCUACUAUGGGGACUGAUGAGGCAGGGCCUGCAAUGCAAGGUGUGUAAGAUGAAUGUCCACAAGAGGUGUGAGGCCAACGUAGCUCCCAACUGUGGUGUGGAUGCCAAAGGCAUUGCCAAAGUCCUGGCUGAAAUGGGAGUCACUCCUGAAAAUAUUUCCACUACUGCACAGCGCAGGAAAAAGUUACCACCAGGGAUAGACUCCCAGUCACCUUCAGAACUCUCAGACGAGCUUCCCCCCACCUCCCCCUCACAGCACGAGCUGGCUGAGUUGGAGCGGCUACAACGGGGGAUGUCGUUAGAGAUGCAAGGCUCUUCCUCCUCCUCCUCCGGUUCCUCCUCUACCUCGCGGGACAACGGAGCAGCGAAGAGGACUCUCAAAGACUUCAGCUUCAUCAAGGUCUUGGGGAAAGGAAGCUUUGGAAAGGUGAUGUUAGCAGAGCUGAAAGGCAGUGAGGAGGUGUUUGCAGUGAAGGUGUUGAAGAAGGAUGUGAUCCAGCAGGAUGAAGACGUGGACUGCACCCUGACCGAGAAACGCAUCCUGGCCCUGGCACGCACACACCCCUACCUCUGCCAGCUCUACUGCUGCUUCCAGACCCGGGACCGUCUGUUCUUCGUGAUGGAGUACGUGAACGGAGGAGACCUGAUGUUUCAGAUCCAACACUCCAGGAAGUUUGACGAGGCUCGCUCUCGCUUCUACGCUGCUGAAGUCACCUCCGCACUCAUGUUCCUGCACCGCAACGGGGUCAUAUACAGGGAUCUGAAGUUAGAUAACAUAUUGUUGGAUGCAGAGGGCCACUGUAAGCUAGCAGACUUUGGCAUGUGUAAGGAGGGCAUCAUCAAUGGAGUCACCACAACCACGUUCUGUGGCACGCCUGAUUACAUAGCGCCUGAGAUCCUACAGGAACUGGAGUACGGUCCAUCAGUGGACUGGUGGGCUCUGGGUGUGUUAGUGUAUGAGAUGUUGGCUGGCCAGCCUCCGUUUGAAGCAGACAACGAAGACGACCUGUUUGAGUCUAUCCUCCAUGACGAUGUCCUCUACCCCGUCUGGCUCAGCAAGGAGGCUGUAUCCAUCCUCAGAGCUUUUCUGACUAAGACCCCAGGCCAGAGGUUAGGGUGUGUGUUGUCUCAGGGUUGUGACGAGGCCAUUAAGAAACACUCAUUCUUCAAAGACAUCGACUGGACGCUGCUGGAGCAGAGACGACUCAAACCCCCCUUCAAACCACGCAUUAAGACGAGGCGUGAUGUGAAUAACUUUGACGAGGACUUCACCAGAGAAGACCCAGUGUUAACUCCCACAGACGAGGCUGUUAUCAGACAGAUCAACCAGGAGGACUUUAAAGGUUUCUCUUUCUGUGCAGAGACACAGAUCUGAGAACGUAGAUGCCCCUCUAGGGUUCAGAUGUGUGUGUGUGUGUGUGUGUGUGUGUGUUUCUGUAGAGGAGUCUGAAGCGUGGACCGGUGCUACUGGUUACAAAAAUGACUGCUGCCUAAAAAAAAGAUAAAAAAAUUCCUUUGGUCAAAAUGUUGAAAACAUUUGUCAAAUACUUCUGUUGAAAACAUUUGUCAAAUACCUGUGUGCUUUAUUUGGUUUGUCUGGUACAAUGGAACCAAUGGAAUAGUCCCAAAAGUGCAAACUCCAAGGUAAAUGAAGUGCAUUGGCGGGAUAUAUAUUGUAUUUUUUAUUUCUUUGAUUAGUUGAUAUAGUUUUUGUUUGUACUGAUUUUUAAAAAAUUGUGUCGGUGUUCCAUUGCUGUUCCAUUGACUCAUUUCAACUACCUUCACCAAUCAGAGAUGAGUAGUCUUCAACGUAGUACAGACCACCUCACUCUCACUCCCUAUUUCUGUCCUGUGUGUGUGUGUGUGUGUGUGUGUGUGUGUGUGUGUGUGUGUGUGUGUGUGUGUGUGUGUGUGUGUGUGUGUGUGUGUGUGUGUGUGUGUGUGUGUGUGUGUGUGUGUGUGUGUGUGUGUGUGUGUGUGUGUGUGUGUGUGUCUCUCUCUCUCUCUCUCUCUCUAUCUGUGUACAGCGUGUGUUGUGUGUAUGUUCUGGGGUGUUUGGCUUUGUGACUGACAUGAUGUCCCCUGUCACUUUUGUUCCCACCACCACCCCAACCCCCUUCUUCACAGAAGCCAUCUCACUUUUAGUUUCUGCCUCUGCUUUUCUAUCCAUUUCCUUUUAUGUUCCGUUUUGUAAUCUCUACCUAUAGUGCACUACUUCAUGUACACACACAUACUCACAUAUACUCACAUAUACUCACAAGCGCACACGAGCACACGCACGAGCACACACACACACACACACACACACACAUGCAUGCUAGAAUCCUUAGUUGCUACAUUCAUUUUUGGACUUAUAAAUUAACCAUAUAUACCCAUUGAUUCUUGAAGAAUAUAACUUAUAAAUGCCUCAUGAGCUUAAUUCAACUGUCGUACCCACCAGAACACAAAAUAUAAGCUUGUUUUACUCCAAUGUUUGUAAACAACGUACACGUAAACAAACACUGUAUAGCCUCAAACAUGGUUAAAACUAUAAUGUUGAUAUCAUGGAUGGUCAGUCCUUAUAUCCUCAUAACAUGGUUAAACUAUAAUGUUGAUAUCAUGGAUGGUCAGUCCUUAUAUCCAUAGCGUAGUCCAUGAAUUUGAGAUUGGUAACAUUUCUCCAGCCCCAUCCUUUAGCUUUUUAGUGAAACGGGAGCGGGGAGCGGGCUUUGUUAUUGUUUCAAUUAAGGAUUCUAGCUUUAAAGACAGAGCUGGUUCAUAUGGCAGGCCUGUUAAAGAUGAUGUAGUAACGCUAUGUGCACCCCAGGGUAAGGUUGUUCCUGGUCACACUAUUUCACUCUCUGCUGAAUGUAGUGUGACACCAGAAGUGCUUGCUGUCUGUCUGUCUGUCUGUCUGUCUGUCUGUCUGUCUGUCUGUCUGUCUGUCUGUCUGUCUGUCUGUCUGUCUGUCUACAAUAAACACUCAACUGUCAACACAAAACGACCUCUCCCAUUUUCUCUAACUGAGCGUGCACGUGCAUGUGUUAGUGUUGUCGAUAUGUGUGUGUUUGUGUAUGUGUUAGUGUUGUCGAUGUGUGUG
Messenger RNA from Salvelinus fontinalis (brook trout), 4800 nucleotides. RefSeq names its product protein kinase C epsilon type-like. Gene Ontology annotation, biological process: protein phosphorylation. Bases 931 to 3096 code for a protein of 721 amino acids. Gene Ontology annotation, molecular function: ATP binding; diacylglycerol-dependent serine/threonine kinase activity. The transcript has 16 exons. The record is from RefSeq and is a predicted model, not a curated record. Lineage: Eukaryota; Metazoa; Chordata; Actinopteri; Salmoniformes; Salmonidae.